Molecule: messenger RNA, 2039 nt
Organism: Wyeomyia smithii (pitcher-plant mosquito)
Lineage: Eukaryota; Metazoa; Arthropoda; Insecta; Diptera; Culicidae
Product: lachesin-like
Exons: 8
Coding region: 699-1775 (358 amino acids)
Biological process (GO): synapse organization
Cellular component (GO): neuron projection membrane
Source: RefSeq, a predicted model, not a curated record
UUGCCUUUUCGAGUGCUCGUGAAAUUGGCAACUCACUAAAGCGGAAAACUUUUUAAAUGAUUUGUUGCUGUGGGUGGUGUUCGAAAUGGUGACGACGCGUGUUUAGAUGGCGAUUGGGGAUGAUCCACUUGUCGACUAGGAAAGAUUGAACAAUACAAUGAAUGAUACGGUGAUUGCUCGCUGUGACUCUAUAUUGAAUUGCGGGCGCUUAUGACCCUGGUGCUCGAUGGAAGUGCUAUAGCGGAAAGUGUAAUCGAAAGAAGUACAUACUUACCGGAAAAUUCAAAAGGGGUGGCAAGUGAUGAUAACGAAGUGGGAAAGUUUGUUCACAUAUAGCCUAUCUCGUGGAGUAAAUUGUUCGCUUUAGUACCCAUUUUGGUGUACGUAGGGUUUGUGAACUAACAUGGUCGAACAGAGUGUAUCCAGGAUAAAAUUAAAAUGAUAAAACGAUUGCUUCUGGCUGAUGUUGUUCAGAAAAGGACUAAAACGAAAUAUAACAUUGUUAAUCUAAUCUCAGGAACCAGCUGAGUAAACAAGUGCAAAAAGUGAAUGUCGAGAAUUGUAUUUCUAUGUUGGAUAAACCAGCCAUAGUUUAAGUUUGUUCGCGUGCUUCCUUACAUAUAACCUGCGCUAUAUCCUGAGAUACAGUAUAAGUAGAAUAAACAUAACAGUGAAGGUGGAUUACCGAAGAUUGAAUUAUGAUAAAUAUUGUUUUCUUUUUGGGAUUAUCGCGAAACUUGAACUGUCUAUUCCGAAGCUGGAUCGUUACGCUGUGCGUACUGCAAAGAAUGCCAUUACUGAAAACCGACACGAUAUCAUUCAAAGAUAACAGUGACAUGAUCUUUCGGACAGCAUUCUUCCUGUUAUCGCCCCACAUUCCGGGUGACAGGAACUCACUGCAAGGCAGUAGUAACGAGGGUAGUGAUAACCAAAAUAGUGUAUUCAGUGGUAGUGGUAGCAGUGGUAGUAGUGACAGCAGUGAAAUUGAUUCUUCUACGUUUGACUUCGACAGCGAAAGUGAAGAUUUGCUGAAAUACUACAAGACGCCAAUGCAAUUCGGGACGGAAAACUCCACAGCAGUGACUUCGCAAGUCGGUUCGACAGCACAUAUACCGUGCCGGAUCCACCAUAUAGGGGAAGGAGUAGUGUCGUGGAUCAGACGGAAAGACUAUCAUCUACUCACUGUUGGGCUGACAACCUACAGUAGCGACGAACGGUUCAGUGCCACACACUUGCAAAAUUCCGAGGAUUGGACGCUGCAGAUAAAAUUCGUACAGGACAGGGACGCCGGAUGGUACGAAUGCCAAGUCUCAACGCAUCCACCGACAUCCAUUUUUCUGGAGCUCCGAGUCAUAGAAGCCCGCGCAGAAAUAGUAGGCCCACAAGUUAAAUACUUGACACCAGAUUCGACAUUAAAAUUAAUAUGUCGUGUUGUUCAGAGUACUGAAGCCUCCGCGUUUAUUUUCUGGUACCACAAUAAUCGAAUGAUAAACUACGAUGGCGAUAGAGGAAUUAACGUUUCUGCUGAAGCAGAUUUCCAUUAUUCGGAGCUAACCAUCAAUCAUGCCACCAAAGAUCACUCGGGAAAUUACACGUGUGUUCCGAGUAAUUCACAGCCAGCGAGCGUAGUAGUGCACAUUUUCAAAGGAGAUCACCCGGCUGCCAUGUACCACGAACAUCGGAGUUCGUCAGUAAUACCAUACCGAGACAAGAGACAAGCAUUCAUGUUGGUGCUGUUCGUAGGAUUUUCAAUUUACUGUAAUACACUUCAUUGAAGAAUAACAAUCAUAACAAACUCGAACUUCGCCAAGUCUAGAACUGUUUUACAGGGUAGUAUUGCUCAGCUGUUUUAUGAAUGAUUGUUUUUUUUUUUGAAAAGUUUCGAGUGUCGAUUGGUUAUAGUAAUAUGAAAUGUUUGGUUGUUGUUAUUUAUGCUCAUUUUGGUAUGAUAGAAAAUGUCAAUGGACAGACUGUCCCUGAAAAAUAAUGCAAGGUAUAAGUUAGUUUUUGUUUUGGAAAUAUAUGUUUUAUACAAACUC